AGCCAAGAAGAAAUUUUGGAGGGCAAUAGAGAGAGGGAGAGAGUUCCAACAUACUGUGUUACUGGUGCAACAGGCUAUAUUGGGUCUUGGUUGGUUAAGACUCUCCUUGACAGAGGCUACAAAGUUCAUGCCACUAUCAGAGAUCCUGGUGGUUGAAACUGGAAACAGAAAGCCUCAAAACACGAUAUUGGAUAUUGGCUGCGUUUCUAAACUAUGAAUAGAAUCAUUCUUGAACUUGAAUCAUUCAAUUCCUCACCGAACGUGAAAGCCUAUCUUACAAUUAUAUGUUGGGGGUCCACUCUAUCAUUCUAAUCUAUGCAAAGUCAUUAUACCUAUUAUCCUUGUGGCCGAGCUGUAACCGGUUGAGAUUGUUCCGAGCUGAUUUGCAAGAAGAAGGGAGCUUCGAUGAGGCUGUAAAAGGCUGUGAUGGUGUGUUUCACGUGGCAGCUUCCAUGAAAUUUAGUGUUCUUGCAAAUGAAGACAUAGAGACUUAUGUUCAAACAAAUAUCAUAGACGUUACAAUCAAAGGAACCUUAAACCUUCUUAAAGCCUGCUUGAAAUCGAAAUCUGUGAAAAGGGUUGUCUUCACAUCUUCCAUUAGUACUAUCACUGCCAAAGACAGCAGUGGCAAUUGGAGACCUGUUGUUGAUGAAUCUUGCCAAACUCAUGUUGAUCAUGUGUGGAAGACAAAAGCAAUCGGAUGGGUUUAUGUCCUUUCGAAGCUUCUAUCGGAGGAAGCAGCAUUUAAAUUUGCAAAUGAGAAUGGUAUUGAUCUUGUAUCAGUGAUAACAACUACCGUUGGUGGCCCAUUCCUCACUUUUGAUGUCCCAUUGAGCAUUCGAGUUCUCUUAUCACCAAUAACAGGUGACCCUGAGUUGUUUGGGAUAUUGUCUGCCGUGAACACAAGGAUGGGGUCGAUUUCUUUAGUUCACAUCAAAGAUAUAUGCAGUGCCCAUAUGUUCCUCAUGGAGCAUGUUAAAGCAGAAGGUCGAUACAUAUGCUGUGCCCAAAAUUGUAAAAUGUCCAAGUUGGUUGAGCUUCUAGCUGAGGAGUACUCCAGCUCACAUAUUAGGUCGGUGGAGAUUGAAAACGAUUUAGUACCUCCUGAAAUUUCUUCGAAGAAGCUAAGAAAUUUGGGUUUCAAUUACAAGUAUGGAGUAGAAGACAUAAUACAUCAGACAAUCACUUCCUGCCUAGAUUAUGGCUUUCUAUCUCAAAAUGUUGAGUAAUGUUUUUUGCUAUAGUUAAAAAAACUGAACUUUUGAAAUAAAAAGAUGUAACUUUAUUGUUGGUAGAAAUAAAUCAAAGAGAAAAAUCAAACGAUCAAAUUCAAGCUUGA
Messenger RNA from Quercus robur (English oak), 1339 nucleotides. Its product is annotated as putative anthocyanidin reductase. Gene Ontology annotation, molecular function: oxidoreductase activity, acting on the CH-OH group of donors, NAD or NADP as acceptor. The record is from RefSeq and is a predicted model, not a curated record. Bases 285 to 1229 code for a protein of 314 amino acids. NCBI's taxonomy places the organism in Eukaryota, Viridiplantae, Streptophyta, Magnoliopsida, Fagales, Fagaceae. The transcript is spliced from 7 exons.